Messenger RNA from Fomitiporia mediterranea MF3/22, 495 nucleotides. RefSeq lists its product as uncharacterized. NCBI's taxonomy places the organism in Eukaryota, Fungi, Basidiomycota, Agaricomycetes, Hymenochaetales, Hymenochaetaceae. The transcript has 2 exons. The coding region runs from base 1 to 495 and encodes 164 amino acids. The record is from RefSeq and is a predicted model, not a curated record.
AUGUCGGAGAAACCUAAGGAACACACUGGUUAUGCGAUCCAAAUUCAAGUGCAAGACUGGAGUAACGAUUUUGGCGUGUGCCCAUUAGUCAACCUUGACAAGCCACCUAAAGGGAGGAGUGGGCAUCGCCGCUUCUGCAAUCCAGACCUCUCUAACCCAAAUGACUUGGUAAAGGAAGGAAGGGCUAUGGUCGUCGAGAUGAAGACAACAGGUGAUCCAAAUAAACUACAGUGCAAGCUGUACGUUAGAGUGCAUUCGGGAAAUGCAGGUUCAAAAUCGAACCCGCAGGUCAAGAAUACGUAUGAAACCUACACUGCGAGCGUCAGUCUACCUGGGCAGAUGGGAGGUGACUGGAGUUCAAAGAGGGAAUAUGUUCCUGAUUCCGGGAAUGUGGCAUACAAGAAGACAAUAGAGCUGAAAUGCUCCCGGUCUGGAAGGAAAGCCUGCAUCUGUGACAAUCAUGAUAACACACAUGUAGUAGCAACCCCAUCUUGA